Messenger RNA from Ictalurus furcatus (blue catfish), 2436 nucleotides. RefSeq lists its product as uncharacterized. The transcript is spliced from 4 exons. NCBI's taxonomy places the organism in Eukaryota, Metazoa, Chordata, Actinopteri, Siluriformes, Ictaluridae. Bases 83 to 718 code for a protein of 211 amino acids. The record is from RefSeq and is a predicted model, not a curated record.
GCACCCUGAAAAAUACUAUUUCGUUACAUUUCUUUCUGUCGUCGGAAUUAAAUUGUAGUGAUAUAAAUACGGGGAAACACUGAUGAGGCCCAGAAAGCCUAACUGGUCUACAGAGCAAAAGCUCCUGUUGGUGCAGUUAGUGAAAGCCAGGAGAGAAGGUCUACUGACUGGCAGGCAUUCUUGCCGAGAGACAGCAACCAACCGGAGAUGGGCAUGGGAUGAGAUUGCAGAGGAAAUCUCCAAUGCCCACCCUGAUGUUCCCCGUACAGGAAAGGAGUGUGAGAGACACUGGUUUAUAGAGCAAGCCAAAGCCAGAGAUGCUCUGGUAACCCAAAAGUCACCUACAGAACAUAUCAAUCCAGUGACCAAACUAGUGCUGGAAAUCCUCAGACUACAGAGAAAGAACACAGAGUUUAGAGACAGGCUUGAAGAAGACAGUACAAGCUGUCAAGAAGAGGAUGAACAAAUGGAAGUGAAAUAUGUUCCAACUACAGAUACACCUUUUAUAAACAUUGAGUUGCCCCUAAAUCACACAAAUAAUAAUAAUAGUGAAGAUAAUGCUCCGGCCAGUCCCCUAUCCCCGCUGUCGCCCUCUGCAGAAAAAAAGACACUAGAGAUAUCUGUUCUUCGCCGUCAAGAACGUGUGUUACAGUUGCAGGAGGAAUACUAUUCCCUCAAAAUCAAACAUCUCAAAGCACGGAUGCUGAUGGACCUUUGAUGGGACAGUGGGGAAAAAAGACUGUUUUAUUGUUUUGUUUUUUUUAUUAAACACUAGGAAUUCUAGGUCUAGAUUUCAAUUGUCAUAGAUGUGGCUUCAAUUACCUGCUGAAUCAAAAGAUGAUCAUAUUGACCACAAUUCUGUUUGUAUCUGAUUAGUCUCCAGAAAAACAGAAUGAAUCCUUUGUGUUGUACACCGUAUGUGUGUGCUUCAUGAGAAAUUGUCUGGCUCCUUAUAAUCGAAUGUUCAAUAUUUGAUAUAGUAGAUUGCGAGAUAGUAAUUUAUCUUCUCAGUUAUAAUACUGUAUAUAAAAUGUGGACAUCCAGGCAAGCAUUGUAUAGACAAUGUUAUUAUCUGCUGAUCGGAGUUAUGUCUGCCUAAUUAUAGCUAAUAAGUUUUUGAAUGUCAAACUGGUUUUAGAUGAACUUAUGAGCAAUAUCAGCUUAAAGGCAGGAGACAGAAAAGCUUCAGAGGUAUUUGUCAAAGAUACCUUAAAAUUCCAAGGAGGAGUUUAUAGUUUGCAGGCCAAGUAUAGUCCUGCACUGACAAACUGUCUAAAAUAACAGCAUAGUGAAACAGUAGGUAUGUUCUCUGUGAGAGGCUGUCAUGCUAUUUUGUGAAAGAAUAUCCCUGUUCAGACCUGGUAUUUACAUCCAUCUCAGAAGUUGUCCACUGAGAAUGGUAACUGUUCACACCUGUUAUUUCUAUGUUUUGAAUGUGUGUUCAGUGAACACUUGUAAUUUGUUAGUCAUAGGGUUGCCAAUUCUGUCAAAAGCAACCCAACAUCACUUCAAAUCCAAACCUAAAUAUACUAGCCGAUGCCAAAUGAAAACAACUUCCAAUGUUAUUUUUUUUAAUAAACCAUCGCAUACUGAGGGUCUAUAAAAGUUUCACUCGUAUUGCACAUCAUUCCCAUGUGGUUGUGCAGCGGAUUUGACAUGAUUUGCUAAUCUAAUCAUAUUUAAUGUGUUUUCAACAGUCACAUAAAUGAAAAGAGAGGGAAGGAACUUGUGACUUGUGAAUUCAGGGAUUGAGUUUUGGGCUUGUGACCCAAAACUAAACAAGUUAAUGGGAUUGUAGUCUCUUUGGUCAAAAAAAAAAAAAAAAAAAUGUAGCAAUCAUGCCAAAUUUUGCCUCCAUGUUUUUUUUUUAAUGUCAGUUAUUUGAUAGCUAGUUAACCCCACCUUCCUUCUAAAAUGAUAUGCCAUUAGGACUGCCUGUAAUCACAUGACUUUGGAAGCUGCCUGUAGUCGCAGGAAACCAGCAUGAUGCAAACUCGGUGUGGCACUGGCAUAAAGUGGAUUGUGCUUAUUUAUUUAUUUAUUUAUUUAUUUAUUUAUUUAUUAACAUUACAGGUCAUUCAGUAAUGAAAGCACAGGUUGGGUUGUGCUUUGUGCAAAAUAGGAACACAAGUAUUUUUUCCCUAUUUGGGCAAACAAAUUGUUUGAUUUAUUUGAUGUUUUCCUUUCAUUAUCCAUUCAUUAAUCAUCAUUAACUGCUUUAUCCCCCUGAGGGUUGUGAUGGAUCUAGAGCGUUCAGAUUUCAGGAACACUGGAAGUGAGGAGGGUAAAUACACCCUGGAUGGGAUGCCAGCCCCAUCUCAGGGCACACAUAUUCUGAGAGCCUAGAGGAAACCCAUGCUGAGAACAUGUGACACUCUGAGGUCGGGAUUGAACGGGGGACCCUGGAGCUGCAAGGUGGCAGUGCUACCCACUGUA